UCCAAUAGGAAAAAUGUGCAUUUCAUUCAGAUUUUCUUGAUUCUGGCUUCAAAUGUCCAGUGUGAAAUUUACUUUAAUGAGUAUCUGUGCCCAGAAACACAAGUAGAGGGCAAACUUUUCUGGGUUUGGAAGAAAUGAAUUCCUCUAAAGAAGUUAAUAGCUCUCUUUUGACUGAUAUUAUAACAGAUUAUAAGAAUUGACACGAAGAGAAAUGCUUGACUUGACUCAAAUUUUUUCUUUCAAUUUCAGUUUCUUGAGAAUGCUUUCUCACUAAAAUUCACCAGUGUGCACCUUGAAAGGGAUGCUUGUGGGUGAAAUUGGGUUUGCAGAGGUAAAUGUGCCUAAGGCCUUCUUGCUGGGAUUUUUGGCUAUUUUUUCAAUCAUGACCAACUGGUUCCAAUCACUCUAUUGUAUUUUGAAAGAGAGAGUACAGCACUUUCACCUCCCUGAAGGAAUCGCUGAAAUAUUCCUUUAUCAGAACCCCAUUUCCUGCUUCAAUGCAGUGACUGAGUGAAAUUUACACAGUGGUAUUUAUUUUAAAAAGUUUAGACCAAAAAAAACACCACUCAAUGGAAAUUACAUUUUGGCACAUUAAAGGGGAAGGGGAAAUAUUGUGAUGAAAAUAUUGAUCUACAAUCUACUUUUAUGCUUGGCAAGACUCACAAAUCUCACACGAUGCUUUCAAAGAAAAAAAAUUGAUUCCGAGCACAAGCCACUGAAAAAAGAGGAAUACUACUGUGGUCUACACCUAAGAGUAAUAUCAUUUAGAAAGUCUUAUGAACGGUUGAAUGUUUUGGCGCCAAAAGAAGUGAAGUGAGCCUUCUUUGUUCACGUCGUUUUAAUUUGUUAUGUUAAUUUGAAAUAUAUCUUUCAUCCGUCUGCUAUCGUCUGAUUGCGGUUAACUUAAAUCACUCUUUAGCUAUGCUUGAGAUAUUUUAAGCACAUGGCAUUAAACUUGUAUCAAACGGAUGAGUCUACAAGGGUUUGUUUUUCUUUUUUUCGGCGGCGUGCUGGAACAAGCUCCUCUCAGCUUCGAGCCUGUUCUUUCGGCACGCUUCUUCGUUGUUCCGGCGUCCUUAUUUCUUUUUGAACGUCAAAUUCCCCUUUGUUAUAUUAGAGAGAAAAACAAGCCACGUGUAGUAAUUUGAACUUAAAAGGAUCAGGCAAUGUUAUGUAAAUGUAGCGAAAAAAAUUAUUGUUCCAAGAACCCAAUGUUAUGUAAAUUAAUAUUGUCGUGACGUCACUAACAAGAAAAAACUUGCAAGAAGCUAUAAGAUAGAGAGAAUUCUCAAUAUUUUUUUACCAAAAGGCAGUUUCACAAUUUGAUAGUCUUGUAGGAAAACUUUAUGGUUUUCAAAUUUUAAAAAAUUAUCGGACAGUAGCAAACGCAAUUUUGGCGGGCAUUUUACAAUUUAUUCAGUCGUAAUUGUCUUGAUAAAUACAUUACCGAAGGCGGGAAAUUCAUUUGAUCAGUUUAAAACUCCGUAGUCACCCGAGCAGAGCAGUGCUGGUUUAAAAAUGGCCGACUUCCUGACGAUUUCCCUUCAGAAAAGUGGAAUAUACUUCCCUCAACCAGGAUCAAAGCUAUUUUCAGUGAGUAAACAGAUGAUCAGGCCUGUUCCAAAGCUCGAAGAUGUUUCUGAACAAUUAAACUUGCCGCAGAAGCAAAGAACUUCAGUCAUUGUCUGGUCACCUCCAACAACACCGACGAACGAAGUCACGCCGCCUUCUCCUCCACAAACUCCAACAACUCCAACUGGAACAAUUCUAAGCUACUCUCCGACUUCACCGAAUGUUAUUCCACCAAGAGGCAGACCCAGAGCGGAUGUAGUAAACAUUCUGAUGAAGGAAGGCCAGAAUUCGUAUUCUUCGAUCCGAUGCGAUGUGUGCCAUCGAGUUUUCCCGCGCGAAAAGUCUCUGCAAGCUCACAGGAGAACACACAGCGGCGAAAGGCCUUACGUUUGUGAUUUCCCGAACUGUGGAAAAGCUUUUGUCCAAAGUGGCCAAUUGAAGACUCAUCAAAGGCUACAUACAGGCGAAAAACCGUUCGCUUGUUCCGCUCAAGGUUGUACCACUCGAUUUACACAUGCUAACCGCCAUUGCAGCAUUCACCCGUAUGCAAGCCUGAAGCGUAUCUUUACCGAUAUUCCGCUGAAAGAAAUCUUGAAAAACGAGAAUUCCGAGCCUAACGAAUACAAAGCGGCUGUUUUACAAUGGCUGGCUAACUACGAGCUUGAUAAAGAGGAGCGAAAUCCUGCAAAGGUUCAAGAGAAAGUCAUGAAGCGGAAGGUAGAAAAGGAAAUCGCUAGGCAGCAAGUUGUUGAAAGAAAGAAAUCAAGAAUUGAAGCAAGAAAGCGAAUGGCUGAGGCAAAAGAAAGAUGGUAUGGAGCUAUGGCUCUCGUAGAACUUGCUGAUACUCAAUUUAACUUUAAUUAACCAGAAACAAAUCCAAUUUUCGAACUUUGGUGUCAUUUCACUUGAUGAAAUAAACAUUUUGGCGCGCAAAGUUUAAAUGGCUUUUAUGUUAUUGUACAGUGUUGCAAUGUAUCUGAUCUGAUCUGAUCAAUUUUUCUUUACUUUGUGAGUGAAACGUGUUCUAGUUAACUUAAAACGGAUAGGUUUUACUUCAGAAGCAUUGUAGCUAUUUUUACAACUGACAACUCGUGGAAAAGUACUUUCAGUAUGUAAAUGAGUGGUAGUUAUUCAAUGGUAGUAACUGAAAGUUCAUCAUGAUUUCAAGUGUUUACCGCGUGACUUGCGAAAAGAAUUAGCUGUACAUAAGAAAAAGCAUCGCACUUUUAGAUGAGAUUUACGUAAAUAUAUUCGCUCUACAUAGUUUGUAAAAUUUCCUAAAAUUAUCCACAUCAUUCACGUUAGUCAUUCAUAGACACAAAAUUUGAAAAAUGAAAAACUGAGUUCCUUCAUGCAUUGAUAAAUAAUUUCGGUUUUUCAGUUGAAUAUGUUUUCUGUAACUUUACAAGGAUACAGUUUUAUAAAAACAGUGGAAUAAGUCUAAAGUUAACAAUCUGGGUCUUUUUUAAGUGACUUAACUUUAUUCACAAUAAAAAAGUUAUAAUAGA
Pocillopora damicornis (cauliflower coral) is the source of this 3080-nucleotide messenger RNA. Its product is annotated as zinc finger protein 367. Gene Ontology annotation, biological process: regulation of transcription by RNA polymerase II. Lineage: Eukaryota; Metazoa; Cnidaria; Anthozoa; Scleractinia; Pocilloporidae. The record is from RefSeq and is a predicted model, not a curated record. Gene Ontology annotation, molecular function: DNA-binding transcription factor activity, RNA polymerase II-specific; RNA polymerase II cis-regulatory region sequence-specific DNA binding.